CUCUUUUUUCUUUCACACAACAUAAACCAUGGCCCUUAAGCGUUCAGAUAGAAGAGAAGAAGAAGACGAAGUUCCUUUUAAUGAGGAAGAAGAUGACGAAGAAGAUUACGAAGAAGACGACGAGGAUAGACCUGCCAAAAGAAAGUACAAUCCUUUUAUUGAUGAAAUGGCCAUUGUCGAUGACGACGAAGACGAUGAGGAAGACGACGAAGAAUACGGCAAAGAAGAUGGUUUCAUUGAAGAAGAAAAUGAAGAACUCACCACCACAAAGACAACAUCUCGUCGUCACCUUGAAUUGGACCGCAGAAGAAGAGAAAUGGAAGGCAUGGAUGAUGAACAAGUAGCCGCUUUCUACGCUGAAAAGUAUGGUGGACGUAGUAAACCUCAAAGCUUUAAAGAUACCGAAGAAGUACCACAACAAUUAUUGCUUCCUAGUGUCAAUGAUCCUAAUUUAUGGAUGGUGAAAUGCAAACCCGGCAAAGAAAAAGACGUUAUUUUUGGCUUAAUGAAAAAAUACUUUGAUAGACAAAAUGGUUCUCAUCCUAUUGAUACCUUCUCUGCUUUUGCAAGAGAAACACUCAAGGGCUAUAUCUAUAUUGAGGCACGUAGACAAGCACAUGUGCAAGAAACACUCACUAAUAUUCCCAAUGUCUACAUGUCUACGCUCAUGCUUGUGCCUAUUAAAGAUAUGGUUGAUUCCAUUACGGUCCAAAAAAAGGAAGUGGAGAUUCCUUUGGGUGGUUGGGUUCGUGUCAAACGUGGUACUUAUGCCGGCGAUUUGGCUCAAGUAUUAGAGGUUUCUGAUUCACAAGAUUCUGCUCGUGUCAAGGUGGUCCCUCGUUUAGAUACGGACUCAAGCAACGAUGAUUUACAACAAGGUAACAAGCGUAAAAAGGGUGUGCGUGCUCCACCUAAACUAUUCAAUCCUGAACGUUUGGCCAACAGAUCCCUCUCAAGCCUUCAAAAAAAGGGACCUUACUGGGUAUACAAUGGCGAUCAUUACCGUGAUGGUUAUCUUGAAAAAUACAUGAAAAUCACCACAUUACAAAUCGAAGACGUGAAUCCUACGCUGGAUGAAAUUGCUCGGUUUGCUGGUAAUGGUGAGCUCAAUGGGGAAGAUGGUGAACGCUCCAUUGAUUUGACUUCGUUGUCCAGUAUGGCUAUCAAUAAUGCUCAAGCAUCCACUGUCUUUCAGAAUGGUGAUGUUGUGAGUGUGAUUGAAGGUGAUAUGAUUCAUAGUUGGGGUACUGUUGAAAGUGUGAAUGAUACACAAGUCACUGUCUCUUUGGAAGUUGAUGGUAUGAAGAAGCGUGUUACUUUACCUGCCAAACAAUUACGUAAAAAGUUCAAAGAAGGUGACCAUGUCAAAGUCAUCAAUGGUCGUUUUAAGGACGAAAGUGGUUUGGUGCUCAACAUCCAAGACAACAUUGUUACCUUGUUAUCUGAUGCAUCAUUAAAGGAAGUGCGUGUGUUUGCUAAGGACUUGAGAGAAGCUGCUGAAGUCAUGUUUGGUAAGACUGUCAUUGGCAACUAUGAACUUCAUGACCUGGUGCAACUUGACUUUUACACUGUGGGCGUGAUUGUCAAGGUCAAUCGUGAUUCCUUCCAAGUCUUGACUCAAAAUGGUGAAAUGCGCACUGUGGAGCCUCAUCAAAUUACCAACAAGCGAGACAGUAAUAAGGCAGUAGCCACUGAUGCCAAUGGUAAUAGUAUUCGUUCAGGCGAUACUGUUAUGGAAGUAGGUGAUAAACGUACAUGUUCUAUUCUCCAUCUCUAUCGUCACCUUGCCUUUUUGCAUUCUCGAGAACAUUCAGAAAACUUUGGUGUUUGGGUGACCAAUACCCGCUCUAUCAUGAGCGCAACCACACGUAGCCGAAGCUUAGCUCAGCCCAAGGUCACUAACCCUCCUUAUAAUGGUGGCUAUGGUGGUAGAGAUGAUAGAAACGGAUUUGACAGCAGAGGUGGUCGAGGUGGUAGAGGCGGUAUGGGCCGUGGUGGAUUUGCAGGACGUGGCCGUGGUGGUAGAGACAACCUGGUGUCCAAAACAGUCCGUAUCUCUCAAGGUCCACACAAAGGCUAUAUUGGUAUUGUCAAGGAAACCACCGACUCACAAGCUCGUGUUGAACUGCAUACCAAUUCUCGCGUACUCAGUAUUGAUAAAGCACAUUUAAUGAUCCUCGAUGCUCAAGGCAAUCCUGUGGGUCAAGCUGCUCCUGAUCGCUUUGAUUCACCUGCCAACAAUGGUGGAUUUGCCCGUCCUAUGGCUACACCUAGUCGAUAUGGUGACGGUGCCAUGACACCUAUGCACAGUGCUUCUGGAUCUCGCACACCUGCCUGGAAUGCCUCUGGAUCUAAGACACCUGCUUGGAAUUCAGGUGCUCGAACACCUAAUCCUUAUGCUAAUGACGGUGGCCGUACACCAGCUUGGGAUUCUGGAUCCAAAACCCCCAUGUGGAGCCAAGAGCCAUCCUCUGCCUGGAGUGCUAGUUAUGAUAGCCAUUCAAGCAGUAAGGCAAAUACGAGUAGCAGUAGCAGUAGUAGCCAAUCCCAUUAUAACAACGCUCAAUCUGCAAAGACACCUAGUUAUUCUAGUAUGAGCAACAACACAAGUCGAUAUUCAGAUGUAGAUACAGCCGCUACUCCUGGUGCUUCAUGGACUGCACCAACACCUGCUGCUAGCUAUGAACCAAGAGCACCAACACCUGCUGUUAAUUUCGCGCAAACACCUUAUGAUGCACCUACACCAUAUGAAGCUGCGCCUACUCCAGGUGCUGGCUUGAUCCCUCCUACUCCAGCUGCUAUGAUGUCUGCACCUACACCAGGCAAUUACUUACCGACCACACCAGGUAAUUUUAUGCCUACUACACCAGCCACUGGUGUUCCUCAAACACCAUUCAUGCCAAGUGGUGGUGACUAUGGUCAUGUAGAAGAUCAAGCUGAUCAAGGCGAAGAUAACUGGCCUAUUGAAGAAAUUGAAGUUGUAUUGAAAAAGAACCAAGGUGAAGCACAAAAGGGACAAUAUGGUAAAAUUGUCACUGUCAACCGUAAUGCACGUAAAUGUUUGGUCAGUUUACUGGACAAUAGCCAAACCAAGGUUGAUGUGGCAUUUGAACAUAUCGAGCCUGUUAGACCCAGCAAAAAAGACAACGUCAAGAUCAUAUUGGGUGAACAUCGUGGUGAACUGGGUUCUCUUAUUGGUGUAGAUAGUCAUGAUGGUAUUGUUCGUCUAAAGGGAGACGGUAGUGGUUUCAAAAUUUUGAGCAUGAAUUCAGUUGCAAAAUACACUGGUACUGACAAUGUUGAUUAAGCCUCUCAUUCUGUAAAUCACUUGAAAAAAAGAUGCGUUCAUGUUUAUCCAUAAUAAUAAUAAUAAAAAAAUGUUUGUUACAAGAUCAUCAACAAUAUGC
This is a messenger RNA of Gilbertella persicaria, 3407 nucleotides long. RefSeq lists its product as uncharacterized. The transcript has 5 exons. The record is from RefSeq and is a predicted model, not a curated record. Gene Ontology annotation, cellular component: DSIF complex. Gene Ontology annotation, biological process: transcription elongation by RNA polymerase II; transcription elongation-coupled chromatin remodeling; regulation of transcription by RNA polymerase II. Gene Ontology annotation, molecular function: protein binding; mRNA binding. The coding region runs from base 29 to 3307 and encodes 1092 amino acids. Lineage: Eukaryota; Fungi; Mucoromycota; Mucoromycetes; Mucorales; Choanephoraceae.